Molecule: messenger RNA, 378 nt
Organism: Cephus cinctus (wheat stem sawfly)
Lineage: Eukaryota; Metazoa; Arthropoda; Insecta; Hymenoptera; Cephidae
Exons: 2
Coding region: 49-357 (102 amino acids)
Source: RefSeq, a predicted model, not a curated record
AAAGUAAGAAUAGGUUUGAGAAGAAGAUUUAAUCGAACCUGUGAGAAAAUGGACUUCUCAAAAAUUAACAAAGUGGCGCGUCUGGAGGGUUUCCUGCCAACGAAAAAAUUAUCAGAACUGGAGGUUGAAAAAGAAUACAAGAUUACCAGCAUAAGGAAAAUUCAAACGAAAUUUGGAGCAAGACACAUCGUUGACGUGGAGAAUAGCUUCUCAGUAUUCCUGCCAGCAAGGAUCUCGAGGGUUCUGACGGACGAUGAGGAUUUCUUUCAACGGAUGGUUUUGGAUACCGCUGAGAAUCGGCUUUGUAUGCGUUACCUCGGUGGGAAAUUCAACCUCAUGGAAUUUCGAUAUUUGUAAACGUUCAUACUUAUGAUUUAA